Messenger RNA from Nicotiana tabacum (common tobacco), 1152 nucleotides. Its product is annotated as PTI1-like tyrosine-protein kinase At3g15890. NCBI's taxonomy places the organism in Eukaryota, Viridiplantae, Streptophyta, Magnoliopsida, Solanales, Solanaceae. The record is from RefSeq and is a predicted model, not a curated record. Gene Ontology annotation, biological process: protein phosphorylation. Gene Ontology annotation, molecular function: ATP binding; protein kinase activity.
AUGGGAUCAUCUUUCAGUUGCUGUGGUGAUGAAAAGGUUGAAGAAGGGCCAAACAAUGAAAUGGGUGGAGAAAAUUCUUGGAGAAUAUUCACAUACAAGGAGUUAUAUGCAGCAACAAAUGGAUUCAGUGAGAAUAACAAGCUCGGAGAAGGAGGUUUUGGCAGUGUCUAUUGGGGUAAAACCUCUGAUGGUCUUCAGAUAGCAGUAAAGAAGUUGAAAUCAAUGAAUUCCAAAGCAGAAAUGGAAUUUGCUGUGGAAGUUGAAGUGCUUGGGAGGGUUAGGCACAAGAAUUUGUUAGGCCUAAGAGGCUAUUGUGUUGGGAAUGAACAGAGGUUAAUUGUGUAUGAUUAUAUGCCAAAUCUGAGUUUACUCUCACAUCUACAUGGUCAUUUAUCUAAAGAAGUUCAAUUGGAUUGGAAGAAAAGAAUGAAAGUUGCUAUUGGCUCUGCAGAAGGCCUCUCGUAUUUGCAUCAUGAGGUUACACCCCAUAUCAUUCACAGAGAUAUCAAAGCUAGUAAUGUUCUCUUGGAUUCAAACUUUGAGCCAUUAGUUGCUGAUUUUGGUUUUGCAAAAUUAAUCCCAGAAGGGGUUAGUCACAUGACGACACGUGUCAAAGGAACAUUGGGUUAUUUGGCACCAGAAUAUGCUAUGUGGGGUAAAGUUUCUGAAAGUUGUGAUGUUUAUAGCUUUGGAAUUCUUCUCCUUGAGUUAAUCACAGGGAGAAAACCAAUUGAAAAACUGCCCAAUGGCAUUAAAAGAACAAUUACAGAGUGGGUUGAGCCAAUGAUAGCUAAAGAAAAAUUUAAGGAUCUUGUUGAUCCUAAAUUAAAGGGAAAUUUCGACGAGUUUCAACUGAGACAAUCGAUUCGUGUAGCAGCGUUAUGUGUUCAGAGCGAGCCUGAUAAACGACCAAUGAUGAAAGAAGUUGUUAGUAUAUUGAAAGGGGAAGAGGUGAAUUUUGUGAAGGUAAAUCAAAAUUUGAGAAUUCAAAGUAUUAAAUAUGGAGAUGAUUUAAUGGCAAUGGAUCAAGCUAGUGAUCAAGAUGAUGAUCAAAGUAGUGAUCAAGGGAAUGAAAGUAGUGUUUAUGGUGUGUUUGGUGCUAUGGAAAUGCAAAAAAUGCAAGAUCCUUACAAACGUUUUGGAGAGAAAUAA